AUGAAGCCAAAAUUCGUUACUAUCAAGCUUAUAUCAAUACUUUUUUUAUACCCCCUUGAUUGUUUUACUGCAAUAGUACCAUUCAGAGAUUCUAUUGAACUUGUGUUUACCCCCGAAGAUAUCAAAAAAAGCACAGACUAUGCUUUGUGGAAAAUUCCUGCUGUUAAAAAGAAUUUUAAAACUACCGUUAAGCAAAAACUACUCAACAGAUUACUAAAUAAGGACCUUCAGGAAAUCAAUCCAAAUCCAUAUGACGAAGAGUUAUUUGAAGAAGAACAGGAAAAAGUGAAAGCAAAUGAAAUUUCAAACACUUUUCAGAUAGUGGAACUUGACAUCAAAAAACCGAAUGGUGUUAUGCGAUCAGUUUUGAAAGGUCCAUCAUCGACAGAGAAGAAUCAGGCAAAGUUGGUUGUUCAAAGUAACAGAAAUACACUUCUAAAAAAUAACUUCAAAGAAAGUAGGACAGGAAAUGAAGUAAAGCAUCAGUUUCAAGAACUUAGUAGUGAACAUCUUGGGUAUCUGCAUCCUAGACGUGUCAAGAAUAUCAAACACGACUUUAACAAAAUGCCUAGUGAAAUACCCGAUAAUACAGCUGAUUCAAAUUCAGAUAGCGAAGAAGAUGAUGAUCACGAUGGUUUACAAGAUGGAAAGACAGUUGAUCCAUUUUAUGACGAUUAA
This is a messenger RNA of Candida dubliniensis CD36, 678 nucleotides long. RefSeq lists its product as uncharacterized. Bases 1 to 678 code for a protein of 225 amino acids. The transcript has a single exon. NCBI's taxonomy places the organism in Eukaryota, Fungi, Ascomycota, Pichiomycetes, Serinales, Debaryomycetaceae. The record is from RefSeq and is a predicted model, not a curated record.